GUUCGGCCACCCCGGGACUGAGGGAGGCUCUGUGGUUCCGUGUCUGCGCUGUGACCCGCGGUCGGGAGCUGUGGGGAGAGCGGGGCGAGCUCGGAAUCCGCCAUGGAUGCAGUGACCUAUGAGGAUGUGCAUGUGAACUUCACUCAUGAAGAGUGGGCUUUACUGGAUCCUUCCCAGAAGAGUCUCUACAAAGAUGUGAUGCUGGAAACCUACUGGAACCUCACUUCUAUAGGGUACAAAUGGGAAGGACACAAUAUUGAAGAACGUUGUCAAAGUUCUAGAAGACACAGAAGGUAA
Molecule: messenger RNA, 297 nt
Organism: Arvicola amphibius (Eurasian water vole)
Lineage: Eukaryota; Metazoa; Chordata; Mammalia; Rodentia; Cricetidae
Product: zinc finger protein 431-like
Exons: 3
Coding region: 103-297 (64 amino acids)
Biological process (GO): regulation of DNA-templated transcription
Source: RefSeq, a predicted model, not a curated record